ACUCCGGAUGCUUUUAAAAAUAUUCACACAAUUACGUUCUUUGACAGAAUUUUUAUGAGCAUUACUAAACAAGGAUAUGACAAACAAUAUUUAAAACUUAAACAAUAUUUUGAAAAGGAUGGAAUUGUAAAGCAACGUAUUAGAGGGAAGUGGUAUUGCUUAGUAACUGAUCCAGCGAUUGCAAAGGAGCUUUUAUUGAAACCAGAUGUUUAUCCUAAAAUGAGCAUUGAAAAGGUUUUUCCAAAUUCUCUAUUUGCAGAAUACUUUGGAACUAAUGUGUCUUUCUCAAAUGGUGAACUUCAACCUCAAAAUUUUAACUUACUAAUGAUAUUAAUUCUAUUUAGACAUGUUUGCAAUCCUGCAUUUAAAUCUUUACCAUUACAUCUUUUUGCAGAAACUGGAUUGAAAAUGAUUGAUAUUUUAGAAACAAUUGAUAAAAAGCCUAUUGAAAUUAAAAAUUUUAUGCAAAGAUAUACUUUUGAUGUUCUUGGAAAAGUUGCUUUUGGUUUUGACUUUAAUAGCCUUGGAAAUCCAAAUAGUGCUUAUAUAACAACAUUUAAUGAAGCUCAAAAGACAAUAUUUGAUCCAUUAAGUUUGUUAUUUCCAAUUGAUCGUAUUCCAAUAAUAAGACAACAAAGACUUAAAAAAGUUAAUAAAUUAAAUAACAUAUUUAAUGAAAUUAUUAAAGAGAAGUAUAAAGCUUUAGCUGCUAAAAAGUCUCAAGGAGAUCUUUUAGAAAACAUGUUAAAUGCAAAUGAAAAUCUUGAUAAUCAAAUGCUAUCAGAUACUGAAAUAAGAAAUGUUCAAGAAAAAGCUCGAGAAGAAGUAUUAAAAAUACUUGGUAAUGAUUUAAUACCAUCAGCAGAUCAACAUAGAUCUUUAAAAUAUUUAAAUAUGAUUAUUCAUGAAAACCUUAGAUUAUAUCCACCAGCUUCAUCUUUGUUAUUUCGUGAAUUAACUGAAAAUUUAAAAAUUAAAGACUUUGUAAUUCCAGCUGGUACACCUAUUGAACUAUUUUUAUAUGGAAUACAUCAUUCACCAAAACUUUGGGAUAAUCCUGAAGAAUUUUUACCUGAGAGAUUUGAAAAAAAUAAAUAUGCUGAUAGUGAAAAUUAUUCUUGGUUAGCUUUUGGUUCUGGAGCUAGAAU
Dentiscutata erythropus is the source of this 1148-nucleotide messenger RNA. Lineage: Eukaryota; Fungi; Glomeromycota; Glomeromycetes; Diversisporales; Gigasporaceae. The record is from the annotation of a GenBank genome assembly.